AUGCAAUUGGUGCGUACUACCACCUGUCAGUGCCACGUGGUAGUACCGUACUAUUGUAUAAUUUCUCCUAACGCAGCUUUUGGGCAGUCAUCUAGCAGCCCGUUUGCAUCCCAACCGGUCUUUGGGCAGACCAGCAACACAAGUAACAAUCCUUUUGUUCCAAAGCCUUUUGGUAGCACAACUCCGUUUGGUGCCCAAACAGGGAGUUCCAUUUUUGGCGGCACUUCAACUGGUGUAUUUGGUGCAGCUCAAUCUUAUUCACCUUUUGGAAAUACAACUCCUGCUUUUGGAGCAGCUUCUAGUCCAGGUUUCAAUAGUUCACCAUCACCGUUUGGUGGUUCAUCUGGUUUUGGUCAGAAGCCUGUUUUUGGAGCAUUUGGGUCCAAUACUACUCAACCAAGUCCUUUUGGAAGCACAACUCAGCCAUCACAGCCAGCAUUUGGGAGCGGUAUAUUUGGUUCCACCACACCAUUUGGUGGAUCAAGUCAGCCAGCCUUUGGGGCUACUAGCACCCCCCCAGCCUUUGGGACUACAAGUAGUCCAGCCUUUGGUGCUACAACCAACCCAGUGUUUGGUGCUACAAGCACCCCAGCAUUUGGUGCUACAAAUACCCCAGCAUUUGGUGCUACAAGUACCCCGGCCUUUGGGGCUACUAGCACCCACUCAGCCUUUGGGGCUACAAGCAGUCCAGCCUUUGGUUCCACAACAAGUCCUACAUUUGGAAGCACAGGAUCUGCAUUCGGGGUGUCAAAUUCUUCCGUGUUUGGAUCUACAGGAGCAUUUGGGGCUUCAAGCACCCCAGCUUUUGGUUCUUCUGGAUCCACCUUUAGUACUUCAAGAAAUCCAGGUUUUGGUGCGUCAAGUGCUCCUGGUUUUGGUUCAUCCAGUACUCCAUCUUUCACCUUUACAUCAGCUCCUGCUUUUGGCCUAUCAAAUUCUACAUUUGGUAGUGCCUCAUCUCCGUUUGGAGCACAGAGUUCUCCAUUCGGAGCUCAGCCAACAACAUUAGGGAGCAAUGCCUUUAGGCACUCAGCUUUUGAGGGCCAACAAUGUGGGGGUAGUAGAGUGGCUGCAUAUGCAGAAACUCCUGAACCAGAUGGUAGUUGGUGGGCCACUGCUGCAAAAUUGGAGUCAAUGUCAGCAAUGCCAGUAUAUAAAGACAAAAGUCACGAAGAACUUCGCUGGGAGGAUUAUCAAUUGGGGGAUAAAGGUGGUCCAGCUCCUGCUGGUGGGAGUGGCUUUGGCAUGUCUACAUCACAACCAAACCCUUUGAAUACUGCACCGUCAUUUCCUCAAGCAUCUACAAGCCCUUUUAAUAGCGCAACUUCAUCUAGUUUGUUUGCAACAAAAAUUCCAUUUAGUUUGUUUGCAACAAAAAUUCCAUUUAGUUUGUUUGCAACAAAAAUUCCAUUCUUCUCUUCUACAGGCUUUGGAACAUCGUCUACACCAUUCAGUUCAUCAUCUUUUGGUUCAUCCAGUACUCCAUCUUUCAGCUUUUCAUCAGCUCCUGCUUUUGGCCAAUCAAAUUCAACAUUUGGUAGUGCCUCAUCUCCUUUUGGAGCACAGAGUUCUCCAUUCGGAACUCAGCCAACAACAUUGGGGAACAAUGCCUUUAGGCAGUCAGCUUUUGGGGGCCAACAACGUGGGGGUAGUAGAGUGGCUGCGUAUGCAGAUACUCCUGAACCAGAUGGUGGUUUGGGGUGCACUGCUGUAAAAUUGGAGUCAAUAUCAGCAAUGCCAGUAUAUAAAGACAAAAAUCACGAAGAACUUCGCUGGGAGGAUUAUCAAUUGGGGGAUAAAGGUGGUCCAGCUCCUGCUGGUGAGAGUGGCUUUGGCAUGUCUACAUCACAACCAAACCCUUUGAAUACUGCACCGUCAUUUCCUCAAGCAUCUACAAGCCCUUUUAAUAGCGCAACUUCAUCUAGUUUGUUUGCAACAAAAAUUCCAUUCUUCUCUUCUACAGGCUUUGGAACAUCGUCUACACCAUUCAGUUCAUCAUCUUUUGGUUCAUCCAGUACUCCAUCUUUCAGCUUUUCAUCAGCUCCUGCUUUUGGCCAAUCAAAUUCGACAUUUGGUAGUGCCUCAUCUCCUUUUGGAGCACAGAGUUCUCCAUUCGGAACUCAGCCAACAACAUUGGUGAACAAUGCCUUUAGGCAGUCAGCUUUUGGGGGCCAACAACGUCAGGUUAGUAGAGUGGCUGCUUAUGCAAAUACUCCUGAACCAGAUGGUGGUUUGGGGUGCACUGCUGCAAAAUUGGAGUCAAUAUCAGCCAUGCCAGUAUAUAAAGACAAAAGUCACGAAGAACUUCGCUGGGAGGAUUAUCAAUUGGGGGAUAAAGGUGGUCCAGCUCCUGCAGGUGGGAGUGGCUUUGGCAUGUCUACGUCACAACCAAACCCUUUGAAUGCUGCACCGUCAUUUCCUCAAGCAUCUACAAGCCCUUUUAAUACCGCAACUUCAUCUAGUUUGUUUGCAACAAAAACUCCAUCCUUCUCUUCUACAGGCUUUGGAACAUCGUCUACACCAUUCAGUUCAUCUUCUUUUUGGUUUUCUGCUUCAUCCUACUCUAGCUUCAACAGAAAGAAGAAGAAGAAGAAGAUGAAUGUAACAGUUGGAUCAAUGGAGGGAAUGUAA
Prunus armeniaca (apricot) is the source of this 2631-nucleotide messenger RNA. The record is from the annotation of a GenBank genome assembly. Lineage: Eukaryota; Viridiplantae; Streptophyta; Magnoliopsida; Rosales; Rosaceae.